Messenger RNA from Pseudomyrmex gracilis, 2546 nucleotides. RefSeq names its product endoglucanase E-4-like. Lineage: Eukaryota; Metazoa; Arthropoda; Insecta; Hymenoptera; Formicidae. Gene Ontology annotation, molecular function: hydrolase activity, hydrolyzing O-glycosyl compounds. Gene Ontology annotation, biological process: carbohydrate metabolic process. The record is from RefSeq and is a predicted model, not a curated record. The coding region runs from base 530 to 1984 and encodes 484 amino acids. The transcript has 6 exons.
UUAAUUAACAAAGAUCCGCGAAUAAGCGCGCUUCGCACGAUUACAUUUUAAUAUGUAUAUGUUAUAAAAUAUAUGCUGCGUAUAUUAGCUCCACUCGUAUGUUGCUACGGGUAACAUCGUAAGCGCGCGAAGCUGUCUUACGCGCGCGUAAGAUGCAUGCUUAUUCGCUGAUCUUUGUUAAUUAAGAUCUGGAUAACUAUUACGAAUCUAGCAAAAUGGUAUAGGACUUAUCGGCUCAGUUUUACUGCUUCUACUUGUCUACGAGAGAUGUCACACCAAUUCUGAGGGGGACACCCUGUAUAUACGUGUUCACACGUAAGAUUUACACGUGAACACGUGAACAACAUCCAGCGAACAUCGAGAGAAAUAGAAGGAAACAGCAAAUCUCACAUUUCCCUCAUUCGCUUUAUUAUGUUCGACAUAUCAUAUUUUUGUUCAGUAUCGAAGAGAGAGCUCGAUCAUACACAUGUGUCUGCCUUGUGUAAGAAAUCGAUAACUUUGAUUUGUGACUAAAUUGUAUAUAAGCGAGAUGCGGCAGAUCAUUUUCAUCACAUUGAUUACGAUUCUAACGUUUGCUUCGUGGACAAAUGAAAAACAUGUUGAUAAGAAAGAUGAUUAUGAAGUAAAACAAGAGUAUGCAAAAGCAUUAAGCCUUUCGUUGUUGUUCUUUGAAGCCCAGCGAUCUGGUAAACUGCCGACAACCAACAGAAUUCCAUGGCGAUACGAUUCCUUGCUCAAACCGACUUCUCAUUUGAACUUAACCGGAGGAUAUUAUAAUUCCGGAAUAAAUUAUGUUAAAAGUACUUUUCCAACUGCUUUCACAACGACGAUGUUGGCUUGGGGACUGCUCACCUGGACGGAGGGAUUUUAUCUAGCGGGUCAAUUAAAUGAAAUUUAUGGAACUAUCAAAUGGGCUACUGAUUAUUUUAUAAAAUGUCAUAGAGAUAAAAAUAUAUUUGUUAUACAAGUAGGUAAUAUAACAUACGAAGCAAACUAUUGGGGAAGACCGGAAGAAUUGAACUACGACAGACCGAUACUUGAAACCAACAGUACUUAUCCCGCGUCGGAUGUUAUCGCCGAAACGGCAGCCGCAUUAGCCGCCGCGAGCAUCGUUUUUAAAGAAAUUUUUGUCGAUUACGAAAACAGCCGACUGUGUAUUAUCCAUGCAUUGCAAUUAUAUAAUUUCGCUGCAAAUCUUAACGAAUCUCAUGACCUAAGAUCCCAUUGUGAUCUGGUAGAUUGCAACUUAUCUGACUCAAAAAUAAGCCGGGAAUACGGCGACGAAUUAGUAUGGGCUGCUCUUUGGAUUUACAGAGCGACUAAGUCCAUAUCAUAUUUAUACAUCGCUCAAUAUUUCUAUGAAACGUUAGAUGUCGACAAACUAAAUCAAUUCGUAUCCUACGACAACAAAGGUGUUGCCGUUGAGCUGUUGUUUGCCGAGUUGACGAAAAAAUCAAACCAUAUGAAUAAAGUGGAAGACUUUUGCGACCACAUGGUGACUGAUUCUUCUAUUUACACAAACAAGGGUCUUCUGUAUGUUUCCAAUAGACAUACUCUUUCUUUUGCCGCUAACGCAGCUUUUGUUUGCUUAGCAGCAGCGUCUUCCGAUGAUUAUCAAAGCAAAUUUCAGUAUUAUAAUUUCGCCGAGGAACAAAUUGAUUAUAUAUUGGGCAUAUCAACAGGAAGAAGUUACGUGGUCGGAUACGGCGAGAAUCCACCAACUCAACCACGUCACAAAGCAUCCUCGUGUCCGAGUUUACCGCAGCUCUGUGAAUGGCGGCAAGCCGUUGAAGACAAACCAAAUCCGCAGAUUCUUUACGGCGCUCUGGUCUCUGGACCGGACUUCAACGAUCAUUUCGUGGAUUAUCGAUAUGGUAAUGAUACCAAGCUCUAUACGGAGGUUAACAUAGAAUACAACGCGGGGUUCACCGGCGCACUCGCCGGAUUGGUUGAGCUAAAUGUCGACGAUCUUAGAAACGUUUAGAAUAAAAAGCCUACGUUAAUAUUAUUUCUAUCGAACAAACGUAAAAAAUAAUUUUUUAAACAAGACUGAUAAUAUUUUGCAAUCUGCACACGGCAGGACAAGUGUAUGUUAAUAUAAAAAUAUACAUUUGUACAUAAAUUUCUUUCAACGUUUUAGAGCGAAAGAUUCUUAUUACACAAUUAUGUUAUGUAUAAGAAUAUGUUUUUUAUUAUUGAAGUGUAAGGACUUAUUUUUUUGUAAAAAAUGAAAAUAUAAUUCUUCUGUGAGAGAGAAAGAGGAAUGAAGAUAAAAUUCUUCUGUAUGUGUUGUAUAACAUUUUAUACACGUGAAUUUAACUUAACACCGCAAUGCUAUAUAUGUGGAUUUAUUCAGGAAGAAUAAUCCUUUAUAUAUUCAUAUAUAUAUAUAUGUGGUAUGAGAUAUAUGAGAUUGAGACAUACAUAUAUAAACAACUUUUUUCCAUGUAAUAUUACACAAGACCGUUUCUUUGGUUCUUAACAAAAAAAUAAAACUAUUAAAAAAAUGUGAAAAAAUAAAAAAAGAUUGUAACAUAAAUUAAUAA